Echinostoma caproni is the source of this 537-nucleotide messenger RNA. The record is from the annotation of a GenBank genome assembly. Lineage: Eukaryota; Metazoa; Platyhelminthes; Trematoda; Plagiorchiida; Echinostomatidae.
AUGACUGUGGUCAAACGUCAUACUCUGACGUCAAACGCUUCGGCUCCCGGUGGUGCACAGUACACGCCUUCAGCCACUGACAUGAUACCCGUAGAGGUAGAUGGAUCAUCAUUGAACUAUGUGAGCGCUUCGGUCCCCGGCAAUGUCAGUCCUUCCGGCACAGGACUCAGUUCCGAAGCCGAGGUGCUCAAAGCCCUGAAAUCUUUAUUCGAACAUCACAAAGCACUGGAUGAAAAGGUCCACGACCGACUACGGGCAGCACAGAAUAAAGUAUCCGAUCUGGAGGCUGAACUUGAGGCCACAAAGUCUCUUGUCUACGCUCGAUCCAACGAGAAUGUGGACAAACGUUUCGAAAACCGGGAGGCUCAAACAGAUGUGAGUGGUGAUAGCAUACAGUUAAUGGAAUCCGAGGCCGGAUUUGGGGCGGAAAUUUCGAAACUGCGUGAGUUUAAAAAGUUGACAUUGAUGAAGCGAUUUUCUCUUCCUAAUGAUUACUAUGCCUACCCAUUCUCGUUGUUGUUUUCUACCAUUUUGUAA